Molecule: messenger RNA, 1044 nt
Organism: Sparassis crispa
Lineage: Eukaryota; Fungi; Basidiomycota; Agaricomycetes; Polyporales; Sparassidaceae
Exons: 22
Coding region: 1-1044 (347 amino acids)
Source: RefSeq, a predicted model, not a curated record
AUGUCGAGUAAUGCUCCCUCAAACAUCGGGGUAACGGAUGGCGCUCUCUUGAUGGGCACUUUCAUUGCCUCGGUCGCUUUUGGGAUCACUCUCAUGCAGACAUACGUAUACUUCACCGCGUUCCCAAACGAUCCCAGGCUCAUUCAUGCGACAGUCUGGGUACUGCUUAUAUUCGAUACCGGCCACAUAACACUCGCGUGGCACAUGAUGUAUCACUGGCUGAUCCUUAACUUCGAUAAUCCAGAGGCUCUGGGGAUUGUCGUUUGGAGUCUAAACAUAACUGUCAUCCUAACGGGCCUCAUCACUCUGAUCGUGCAAAGCUUCUAUGCACGUCGAGUCUUCAUCUUGAGCAAUCGCAACUGGUUCCUUACCAUCACCAUUAUCAUUCUCGCUAUCGUGAGAUUGGUGGUCGGCAUCGUGAACGCAGUGAAAUUCUUCCAACUCAAGUACAUCGCCCUCUUCCCGAAAGCAUGCGGGCCAAUCGUCGGGCUGUCAUUGGGCGCGGGUACUGCUGCGGACGUACUCAUCACGGCCUCGCUCGUGUACUUACUGCGCGGCCACAAGACAGGAUUCAACGUACUGAUUUUGAUCCCGAUAACGCGCAUUAGCACGGACACAAUCGUCAACCGUAUCGUCUUCUACACCGUAAACACUGGCCUUCUGACGAGCGUUGUUGGGAUCGUCGUCAUCAUCACGUUCGUUUCCAUCCCGCACGACAUGAUCUAUUUUUCCAUCUACCUCACCUUGAGCAAGCUGUACAUCAACGCGCUCCUCGCGACGCUCAACGCGCGGCGUGCGACUCGCGGCUGUGGCGUUGAGGAUUCGACGCUAUCGAUGUCACUCGCUGCACGCGUGGGGGGCACGCACCAGAGCGGGCAGUUCUCGAUGAAUGCGAUGCACGGGGGCAAGACCGACACGAUCACACCUGUCGUGCACGUCGUGACGACCACAACGACGGACAGCCGCUACCCGCCGGAGGACAACAAGACCGACGGUUGCACCUUCACCGACCCCGAGUCUAGCAUGUACAUCCCUGAGGUUUAG